This is a messenger RNA of Diachasma alloeum, 1158 nucleotides long. Its product is annotated as protein takeout. The record is from RefSeq and is a predicted model, not a curated record. The transcript has 4 exons. The coding region runs from base 194 to 991 and encodes 265 amino acids. Lineage: Eukaryota; Metazoa; Arthropoda; Insecta; Hymenoptera; Braconidae.
GCAAGAGUAACUAAUAACUAGUUUUAACAUUUUUUUGUAGGAUUAAGCAUCAAAAUUAUGUACAGUUGAAAUACAAUAGUGAAAAUCGCUGAACUUCCCCAAUCCCAAACAUUAUAAUAUCAAUUUUAGUGAUAAAAAAUCGGACAUAAAGAAUUUUAUUCCACUCAUUGAAAGUCAUCGGAUUGUGACUGAGAUGAUUGUCGUGGGUGUAAUUAUGCUCCUGGGGUUUCCCUGGAGCACAAUCUGUCAAGAUGUCAAAGUUGUGGAGGCGCCAAAUAAUCCCGGUGACAAUGAGCCGGACUUCGUCACGCCUGAGUAUAUUCUGCCGUGCAGCCGAAGUGACCCAGCGAUCGACACGUGCAUACAAAAGGCUUUCAAUCACUUGAAACCGUAUCUUAUCGAAGGUAUACCGGAGCUGGAAUUGCCCCCCAUUGAACCCUUGACGAUUCCUCGAUUGGGAAUGGAAAACGGACAAGGCGCUGUUCGAGUAAGUGCUUUGUUCUCAAACAUCACGGCAAUCGGACCCGGAAAUUACACGGUUGGACGGGUCCGGGUGGAUCUACGAAACCUGCGGCUUGACCUACAUCUCACCAUCCCCAAGAUCGAGCUCCAAGGACACUACGAGGUCGCCGGGAAUGUACUACUGUUUCCAAUUCAGAGUCAGGGUAACUUCUGGGCGUUAUUCGGUGAUGUAGAAGCAAUCGCUCGGGUCCAAGGUGUGGAGGAGGUACGUGAGGGUGUGCGUUACAUGAGAAUUGCUCGUCUCCUCGUGGACUUCAGUCUCGGACGUGCACGUUUUCGUGUGGUUGACCAGCUGAAUGGUAAUAAUGUAAUUGGUCAAGCAAUGAAUCAAUUUUUAAAUCAAAAUGCCAAGGAAAUUAUCGAGGAAAUGAGACCAGCAGCUAGUGCCAGUAUUGCAAAACACUUCAUGUCAUUUUUAAACACGGCAUUUACCAAAGUACCACUCAAGGUCUGGCUGCAUGACACGUGAAUAUCCGACUCUCAUAUUUUAUUGUUCUCAUAAAUUUAUUCGACUGUAAAUUUAUAGCUAGAAUAGUCCUCGUAAGUCUGUGAAUAUUUGUGUCUGUUAUAUUUUUCAUCAUACAUAUCUGUAUUACUUAUUGUACUUAAUUAACUUAUAAAUUCUAGAAAAUGUUU